This is a messenger RNA of Dioszegia hungarica, 810 nucleotides long. RefSeq lists its product as uncharacterized. Bases 1 to 810 code for a protein of 269 amino acids. The record is from RefSeq and is a predicted model, not a curated record. The transcript is spliced from 2 exons. Lineage: Eukaryota; Fungi; Basidiomycota; Tremellomycetes; Tremellales; Bulleribasidiaceae.
AUGCCCCGCCCUCGCUCCCUUUCGCUCUCCACCGCCCGCCCCCGGGCGCGUUCCGCGCCCCUCUACUCCCCUCCCGGUGCGAUGUCCAUCAAAUCCCUCAUCACCACCGACAAGCCCAUCCGGUACUCGCCCUACUACUCCUCUAGGCUUUCGUUCUCCAGCUCAACUUCCAGCUCCCGAUCCCGAUCCAGCAUUUCCAGCGAGGACGGGUGUACAAGCGGCUCUGAUAUUUCCAGGGACCAUACCAGAUCUCCCAGUCAGUCCUCGGAGCGCAAGAUCGGCUCUCUCGCGCUAGCUUCCGCUGAUACCACACCCAUCGUUGCCGACCUGUCCCGCCUGGCGCUCACCAAGGCGCUCGCCCCUCCUCCUCCUGUCCGAACCAAACCGGCCACUCGUCCAGGCCACCGCCGCACCCAAUCUCUCGCCGCCCCCCCUUCCUAUGGUUUCCUGCUCCACCCCCAAACAACCCCUACAGCCACCUCAUUCCCACACCGCCGCGCCCCACUCUCUCCUCGGUCCAUCACCGGCUUCCGCACCCCCAGUCCUCCUGUUUCACGCGUCCUCCCGGCUCGGGACGAGGCCAAGCAGGCUCCGACACCCCUCACGCCGACCCGCAAGGCCACGUUCGACCGCAUGAUGCUCGUCAACCCGGCGAUUGCGGCGCAUCUCAGGCGAGGCGGGGCGGUGAACAUGCGGACGCCGGAUGGGGCGAAGCGGUGGAGGGUGAGGUUGCAGCGUGAGGGAGGGAAAUUGGAGGGGGUGAUGGAAGAGGGCGAGAAGAGUCCGGGGAUCAUGGUUGGGGCGUGCUGA